Temnothorax curvispinosus is the source of this 2496-nucleotide messenger RNA. RefSeq names its product glucose-induced degradation protein 4 homolog. The coding region runs from base 467 to 1078 and encodes 203 amino acids. NCBI's taxonomy places the organism in Eukaryota, Metazoa, Arthropoda, Insecta, Hymenoptera, Formicidae. Gene Ontology annotation, biological process: proteasome-mediated ubiquitin-dependent protein catabolic process; protein targeting to vacuole; protein catabolic process in the vacuole. The record is from RefSeq and is a predicted model, not a curated record. The transcript has 4 exons. Gene Ontology annotation, cellular component: GID complex; extrinsic component of membrane.
GGCGCUCGUCGCCUCGGAGCGGGCACCUUCGGACGCUCGACCCUCUCGCUCGAGUUCCUCUCGUUAUCGUCCCGCGCGAAGGAGAAAGAAAGGGCGAGGGGUGAACGCCGCGGCCCCGGGCCCUUCGCAGUCGCGGUACCCUAGAAAACCCCCGAGAGAAUCCCCCCGCUGGAGGGGGGAACCGUCGUCGGAGCGCGCUCUGGGCUCUGGGACCGCUCUCGGCGGUCUGGGUUCGAGGCUCGGUACAUAAAAACGUCCGUACCCCCGCGGAUUACCGGCAGUCAUUGCGACACCGUCAACCCUAUCGUGAUAUGCGGGGCGCCGCGUCGCGCGUCGUCACCGUCGCCGUCGCCGCCGCCGCCGUCAUCGUCGUCGUCGCCCUCGCCCCCCUCGUCAUCGUCCCCGCCGUUGUGGACAACGAUUGAACGUCGCGCUGCACGCAGGCUCGGGGCAACGCCGCGCGAAGAUGCCGGUGAAGGUCGACGUGGUGCCGCCGCCGCCCGCCAACUCGAAACAGCCGGGUGUCACCAAGUCCCUGCUGUACAACGGUUCGCGCUUCCAGGGCUCGCAGAAGUCCAAAGGCAACAGCUACGACGUGGAGGUGGUUUUGCAGCACGUGGACGAGGAAAACAGUUACCUGUGUGGAUACUUGAAGAUCAAGGGUCUCACGGAGGAGUUUCCGACGCUGACGACGUUCUUCGACGGCGAGAUCAUCUCCAAGAAGUAUCCCUUUUUGACUCGCAAGUGGGACGCCGACGAGGAUGUUGAUAAGAAACAUUGGAGUAAAUUUGCGUCGUUCUGCCAAUACGCCAAAACGUUCAAUUCCGACACGUUCGAUUACGAGGCACUGAAGGGAACGGACUUUGUAUUUAUGAGGUGGAAGGAGCACUUCCUGGUACCCGAUCAUACAAUCAAAGAUAUCAACGGUGCCUCCUUUGCAGGAUUUUACUAUAUUUGCUUCCAGAAAUCCGCCGCCACGAUAGAAGGCUUUUAUUAUCAUCGUAGUUCUGAAUGGUAUCAAUCCUUGAAUCUGAGACAUGUCCCAGAGCACAGUAUACAGAUAUACGAGUUCAGGUGAAGUCGAUACCUUUGCUGAAAAGUUUCACGAUAUUCGCGUCUUUUCCUUUCUAGCAUACAGAUCUCAUAAAGAUUCGUCCUGUAAAUUUUAUUAGAAGUAAUGAGUCUGUUUAUUAUUCGUGACACACACUCCGCAGUUCUGAGGGAGAUUUGCAGUAAAAAGAACUCAGGAUUUCACUCACGAUAUCCUUCUCUUGACUAGUUGACUGUCACGAGAAUUGGAGUGCCUAUUUAGUAAGUGAUCGACUGCGGAAUAAUUACUUCCACCUGAUUGAUUGUAUAACGAUUUUUGAUCGAAAUAAAUUACCUGAUGCAUAUCAUUUUAAAUUAUUGGUGUUUCGUUAUUCAGUAAUCUGAUAAAGGCUUCAGGAUUCUUGUUUGUGUUCAUUGUCAUUGUGGGUGUGCGAUUCAAGUGUAUUUAAUAUUUCGAUAUUUGGUUUAUUGACUGAAGCAUAGUAAAUAUAUUUGUAUGCAUAACGUGGUAAGAUCUAUUGAAUUACGGUUUUAGGAAUUUACUAACCAUGAUAAAAAUAAUAUUUACGAGCAAGAUUUUUUUUCGUUUUACAUUAUGAUAUUUAUGAGAUCUGUUUGCUACAUUGGAAAAGAUCAAGUGUAAUUGUUGUUUGAAUGAAGCUGUACGUAUGUCGCAAAAGAAAGAACAAACGGUAAAUGGUAAUUGCGAAAGAGUUAUAUCGAGGUUUGAUCUGUAGCUUAUAUUGAAAAAAACAUUUAUUUAUUUAUUUUAUGCGCGAACGAACUUUAUUCGACUCUAAUGUUUUAUACAUACAUAUAUGAAAUAUAUGUAUACCUGAUUUUAAGAAUAGGCAUUAGACACAUGUUGGCUGUUCAUAAAACUUGUCUUCAUGUUUUUAAUCGAGUUAAAUAUAUCGAUUCUCUUAGGGGAAAAAAAUAGUACACUGUUGUGAUAAGCAUUACCAUAAUAUAUGCAUAAAUAUAUAUAUAAAUAUAUAUACGAAUGUAUAUAAGUUAACAAGCUGUAAUAGGUAAUCGCGUAGCUUAUCCGAGAUUUAUAUUGGCAUACUACAGCUUUCAUUUGCGCGUGUGACGUUUAUGGAACCCAGUUCUCGAUCGCCCAGUGAUAUUGAUGUUUCAAAUGGCAUACCACAUGGUAUAUUAUUUUCGAUAUUACUUUUAUUUAGUGUUGUUAAAUACUAAUAAUUUUUGUUUUUCUUUUUAUAUUUGUGCUAAUAAUCUACCUAAAUACUCAAACCGAUAAAACAGUACAUAUGCUGUUUGCAAUAAAAAAACGCGUACCGAAUCGAUAAGUGUAACAGUCACUUUGGAUAUUGGAAAAACGUAGCUGCGUACGUAUAAGAGAUACAUAUUUAAUAUAAUAUAUCAGAUACCUUAAGAGUACACUGAUAUUGUUGAUUAUGUUAAGCCGACCUUUAUUAUAUA